This is a messenger RNA of Apis florea (little honeybee), 905 nucleotides long. RefSeq lists its product as uncharacterized. Gene Ontology annotation, biological process: regulation of transcription by RNA polymerase II. Gene Ontology annotation, cellular component: nucleus. Gene Ontology annotation, molecular function: protein binding. NCBI's taxonomy places the organism in Eukaryota, Metazoa, Arthropoda, Insecta, Hymenoptera, Apidae. The record is from RefSeq and is a predicted model, not a curated record.
GAAAUACAGAAAUAUCUUCAAAUUAUUAAAUUUCAUAACAAUGAUCGUGUCUCGAGGUCGCGCUGUGUUUUGUUUUGGUAAGUAACUCGAACGUUUCAGUCGAGUUAACGACCGCGAAGCGAGCGCACGUGUUGAGAAAACUUUCCUUUCCAUUUAUGAAAACGAUUAUUUUUAUAACGCCAAUCUUUUAACCGUGGAAAUAAAUUACGCGCAACAUUCUUUAAUAGCUUUUUAUCGCGAUUCACGAGGACUUCAGACUUCUCUAAAUAAAGCUAAGUCUUUCCAUUGUUAUCCUUCGAGCCAGAUGUAUCCGAUUACUUUUGCCAAAAGGAAAAUUCAUUCCAGAAUUCGAAAGUUCAUUUUCAUAGACAGUGGUUCGAGAAAUACAUUGAUCCUCAAUUUCAACGUCGAGGAAUAUCGAUGCAACUUCUGCAACUGUCCGUACUCCUCUCAAAGCCAUUUGAAGAGGCAUUUGACCAGAGGUUGCUUCAUGGAUCCCUCGUUCAGGAUCGAGGAAAGGCGUACGAUGAAUCGAAUCGAGUCGAGGAACCACGUUUGCCCAAAGUGUUCCCAGGGGUACAAGAACAAGAGGACACUGGACACGCAUUUGCGGACAGUUUGCGGCCGAGAACCGAAAUUUCAUUGCCCCUAUUGCGGCCUCAGGAGCAAACAUCCGCCUAACAUUUACACUCACAUCAGGCGUAGACACAAGGGGGAGGAUUUGUUCUUAAUUGUCGACAAAGAUCAACGAUGUUGAAGUCGUAUCGUGCUUCAUCGAUCUCUACUUUUGUUAAUCCCCCCCUCCCCUUCUCAUGUUUGGUAUAAUAUCGAUAUUUUUCUUUUUCUUUUGGGUACAAUAAAUAGAGUGUUUCGUCUUCUCUCCUGAUUUUAUUCCUUGCGUCGUU